CCUCUAAAAGCACUCUGUGUGGGGAACAUGAGAGCCAGACCAAAGCUCAGAGACUCACUGAAGUCCUCAAGCAGAUGAUGAUGGAGGAAGAGGAGGACAGAGUAGAGUCUACAGGAUCCAGCUUUCCAUCUGUGACCACUGACCGGUCCAAAGGUCAUCCUCCAGACUUCAGUGAUGAGCCAACGAGAUUAAACAUGGGAAUGUGCACAGAUGACAUAGAUUGUAACAAGAUUUACCCUGUGACUGAAUAUUCCAUAUCAAAUCGCAUCGCACUGCUGAUCAAUAUUAGACAUUUUUAUGAUCUGAAAUCAAACCGACACGGUGCUGAGUAUGACGCACAAGCCAUGCUCAACCUGCUCUAUAAUCUGGGCUAUGCAGUGGUAUAUUAUCAAGACCUGACUGCACAGGAGAUUGAUGAGGCUCUAAUUCGUUUCUCCAAGCAUCGAAAGCUCUUUAACACAGACAGUGUGUUUGUGGUUCUCAUGUCUCAUGGCGACUUGGGAACUAUCCGUGGCUCUGACAUGAAGAACUUUGAAAUUGAUAAAAUUUAUGAGCGCUUAAACACAAAGAACUGCCCUGCACUAAUGAACAAACCAAAGGUCAUAAUCAUUCAGGCCUGUAGAGGAGAGACUGAAGGAGUAGUUACAGUAGAUGCAAGAAAACAAUCCAUGGGGACAGAAAACACUGGCCCUCCAUCAAAAAACAUUGCCAAAGUUGGAAAAGUACACAUAGAAAAGGAUUUCAUUGGUUUUCAUUCGAGCACACCUCACACCUAUUCAUAUAGAAACCCAGAAUAUGGUUCUAAUUUUUUCCAUUACAUUUGUGAUGUGAUCCUCACGGGGUGUUGUCAAGAUGAUAUUGAAGAACUAUUCAAAAAGGUCAUGCAACAGUUUGAAGAUUUCCCCUCUGAACAGAGGCAGAUGCCAACCAAAGAGAGAGACACUCUGACAAAACACUUCUACCUAUUUCCAGGAAUUAAGCACCGGUUCCCCGAAGAGAAGCAACUACACAAGAGACUGGAAGCUCUCAGAAUAUGAGUUCCAUAUCAAGAUUUAGACAUCCUGUGAUAUCUGGAGAAACACACAAACAGUAUAUGACAAGCAAACAGUUUAAAUGUGGCUUAAAGAUGUGUGCAACAUGUGAUGCCAGAAAAAGUUAUGACAGGACCAGCAAGUUUAUACUUAAAAUUGUUCAGAUGGUGUUCCUGGAAAGAACUGUUGAGGAUAAUAGAUUUCUUACUGCACAUUGGAGUACAGAAGACUGGAGUUUGGGAUUGCUUGCAACGUUAUAAUAUGGCAGUUGCCAUAUGGCAGUUGCCAUAUGUGCAGUGUGUUGGUAUAGUUUUACACUGGCGUCCACAAAACAAACAGACUGGUUGGGCAAACUUCCAUGCGCCCUCAAGUAUCCGCAGUAUCAAGAAAACUGCAUUGUUCCUCCUGUAUCCGAGGUUUGACUAACAGACAGACUCUCCUUUCUCGCACAUUGGCAUAGACUUUCCCAGGGAGGCUGAGGAGUGUGAUCCCCUGUAGUUGGAACACAUCCUCUGGUCUCCCUUCUUAAAA
Molecule: messenger RNA, 1562 nt
Organism: Oreochromis niloticus (Nile tilapia)
Lineage: Eukaryota; Metazoa; Chordata; Actinopteri; Cichliformes; Cichlidae
Product: caspase-1-like
Exons: 10
Coding region: 75-1037 (320 amino acids)
Biological process (GO): proteolysis; regulation of inflammatory response
Cellular component (GO): NLRP3 inflammasome complex; AIM2 inflammasome complex; IPAF inflammasome complex
Molecular function (GO): cysteine-type endopeptidase activity
Source: RefSeq, a predicted model, not a curated record